This is a messenger RNA of Toxotes jaculatrix (banded archerfish), 1385 nucleotides long. RefSeq names its product C1q and TNF related 5 (gene c1qtnf5). NCBI's taxonomy places the organism in Eukaryota, Metazoa, Chordata, Actinopteri, Toxotidae. Gene Ontology annotation, molecular function: protein binding. The coding region runs from base 162 to 914 and encodes 250 amino acids. The transcript is spliced from 3 exons. The record is from RefSeq and is a predicted model, not a curated record.
ACCAUUUCCUUUCAGUUGUUCCCAGCCAGACUCUCUGGUUGGGAGGAACAGCAGCUUUAGCUGGAUUCUCCACGGCACUCACGAACAUCAUCAGCAGCAGCAGUAGCAGCAGCAGCAGCAGCUUUCAAAGACUUCACUACAUCAGCCACCGUGACACUGCAAUGACCUCGCUCAGGCUGUUACCCUUGUUGCACUCCAUCCUCAUCCUACAAGUCCAUUUUUCUAACCAGUUGGAGGACAACAAGAUCCCUCCUAGUCUGUGCACUGGUCACCCAGGGAUCCCAGGCGCUCCCGGAGCUCAUGGCAGUCCUGGUCAGCCAGGGAGAGACGGGAGGGAUGGGAGAGAUGCUGCUCCAGGGGAGAAGGGAGAGAAAGGGGACAGGGGAGACCCAGGUGAGACAGGAGCGCGAGGCCUGACCGGAGACAGAGGUGACCCAGGAGAGAAGGGGGAAACGGGGCAGCCAGGAGAGUGCGCUGUGGCCCCAAGAUCAGCCUUCAGUGCCAAGCUAUCUGAGGGCCUCACUUUACCCCUCACUGUGGGUGAUGCAGUCCGCUUCGACAAGAUCAUGUUGAAUGAACAGGGUGACUACAACUCAGAGACGGGACGCUUCACCUGCAAAGUCCCUGGAGUCUACUACUUUGCCGUCCACGCCACAGUCUACCGUGCCAGCCUGCAGUUUGACCUGAUGAAGAACGGACACACGGUGGCAUCUUAUUUCCAGUUUUACGGAAACUGGCCCAAACCAGCAUCUCUGUCAGGGGGCUCCCUGCUCCACCUUGUCCCUGGUGACCAGGUCUGGGUCCAGAUGGCUCUGUCAGAGUACAAUGGGUUUUACACGAGCACCAAGACAGACAGCAUCUUCACCGGCUUCCUGGUGUACUCAUAUUGGAAAAACUCUGCUGUGUUUGCAUGACAGAUGCUAAUGUACAAAACGAAGUCAUACUCCCCGGUGGGAAAGGAACCACAAUCUAUUUUUUGCCUAUUUUAUUUUCCUAAUUGAAACAUUGUGGAUAAUGACAAGUGAAUGGGCUAUGACAUGGUGCAGCUGUAUUUGUGUAAUAAGCAAAAGCAAAAAAAACAAACAAAAAAACAAAAAAACAAAACACAAGACAAUGUUACUUGAAUGCUUGAAUGGCACAUACCAUACUGGUGAAGUGUGAGGUACAUACACUGAGCAGUUAUGUUUAUUCAGUGUCUGUUCUUUAGUUGCAGCUUUUAAACAGUUGCGACAGUUAAUUCUUGUACCAGAUGUUGUGACAACGGUCUCCAGCCAACUCCAGGCCACAAAUUCAAACAGCUUUCUUGCUAUUAUUGCACUUUGUUUCUCAUCCGUCUCUACACAGCGAACAUGAAACAUGAAUAAACCAUUUUAGUUUUUAAAACA